AUGUGCCCCACCGGAGGGAUUCCUCGGGGUGAUCGAGCUGAGGAGGCUGGAAAUGAGAUGAAGAGGUUCAAAAUGGACGAGACCAGAGUCUGCAGCAAGUGUUGUGCUGAGUUCUUUGACGAAGCAGAGUUUCUUGAGCAUGAGAGAAAUUGCACUAAAAGUCAGCAAGUGGUCAUCAUGAAAGACGGAGAUGGAAACGAAGUGCCUGAGGAAUAUUCUCCAGGCUCUCCCGAGGGUCUUACCAGCGACCACGAUGAUAGCCAGUCCAGUAGUCAUUCCCUAUCAAAUGUUAAUGCAGACCAUCUGGAGAGAACGGAGGAGGAGUCGAGCAUGAAUGCAGAUGACUCAGGACAACAGGAUCACGCAGACAUGUCUGGUAGCCCUGCAAUGAUUUUCAACCCCUCGCCCCAAAUGCAAGAUUCAAACGUCACUCUUGAAACCAUGCCAGACACUAAAGUUGCUGUCUCACAACAUUCUUCGAGCAGCUUAUCGCUGACCUCGUCGCAGGAGGCCGUACAGACCAUCCCGAUGAUAUUGGAACAGUUGGUGUGCCUCCAGCAACAGCAGCUACAGCAGAUCCAGCUCACAGAACAGAUUCGAAUCCAAGUUGCCAUGAUGACUCCGCAUUGUCUCCAGUCAUCCGUCAGGGCAGCAAUGGAUCCCCUGAAAGCCCUCGGUGCACAUCUCUCCCAACAGCUUUCCGCUGCAGCAGCCCUGAUAGGAAAAAGGACCGGCAGUCAGAGCCUUUCUGUGGAGACCAUGAAGCAAGGUAAACUACCUCUGCCCACAGGUGUCUCUGCCUCUCUGCCUGCAGGAGUGGGUUCUUCUAAAACAGACAUUUUGAAGGGCAUUCCAGAUCUGGCCAGCCGUUUACCAGCGCUGCUGCCCCAGUCACCGAGUGUCAUGGGUUUCCCAAGCUCCUUCAAUGGUAUUCAAGCAGGAGUGGAUUCCUCCAAAAAAGUGAAGACAAAGAUGCUGAGCCUCCCGCCAGAAUCGAAGAAUGGAGACUCGUUAUACAAGCACAAGUGUAAGUACUGCGGAAAGACGUUUGGCAAUGACAGUGCUCUCCAGAUCCACUUGCGUUCUCACACUGGCGAGAGGCCCUUUAAGUGUAACAUCUGUGGAAACCGCUUUACAACCAAAGGAAACCUCAAAGUGCAUUUCCAGCGACAUAAAGACAAGUACCCAAACAUUACCAUGAACCCUCAUCCUGUGCCAGAGCACCUUGACAAUAUUUCCACCAGCAGUGGAAUUCCAUUUGGCAUGUCUAUACCCAUGGAUGAGUCAAACAUGACUGAAAUCAAACCUAUCCUUGCCCAUCCUGCUGCUGGAUUCCAGCCAUCGCCCAUUCCUGCAUUCAAGUCGACAUUUGACAGCUUUGGAGGGGACCCAUUUUCACAGAGACCCUCACCAUCAACAGGCGAUGGCUCUCCUUCUGUUUCCUCUAAUGGGUUUGGUCAAGAGACAGGACUGGGUCAUAAUCAGAAGGAUACUAAAGAACUGUUUGGACCGCUGCAUCAUAUGAAUGGUAACUCUCUCCCAGGAGAACACGGCUCUGGAACAGCUAAACUUCAGCAAAUGGUUGAUGGCCUGGAGAAGAGGACCAAUGAUCCCAAUGAGUGUGUAAUAUGCCACAGGGUGCUCAGCUGCCAGAGCUCACUCAAGAUGCACUACCGCACACACACCGGAGAGAGGCCUUACAAGUGCAAAAUCUGCGGCCGUGCUUUCUCCACCAAGGGAAACCUCAAGGCUCAUUAUGGAGUGCACAGGGCCAACACUCCUCUUAAGAUGCAGCACUCCUGUCCCAUCUGCCAGAAGAAGUUCACAAACGCUGUGGUUCUGCAGCAGCACAUCCGCAUGCACAUGGGUGGGCAGAUCCCCAACACCCCAGUCCCAGAAAACCAGUUUGACGCGGCAGAAGCAAUAGAGCAAAAUCUACCAGAGGAGAAGCCCAUGGACACCAAUGGGUUUGACGCAAGCAUGGAGGAUCGUGAGCCAGAGCUGAACUCCCAGAAGCCAAACGACACCUUAGAUUCCCUCCCAUCUGCCCCUGAGGAACAAUCACAGAAGCCUGCCGCCCCUGUGGUGUUUUCCAGUCUAGAUGUUCUGAAGAACCUCACCUCUGCUCUUGCACUGAAACGACAGAGUAGCACUGCUUCAGAGAGCGAGGGAACAUCCAAAGAAUCCCCAUCGGCUCCUAGAGAGCAGGAAUAUCAGAACGGCCGUAGUCCUGCUAUUUCUGACUCUGCGACGUCUUUUCAUUCAUCCUCUCCACUAAACAACACGAGCAGUAGCAAGUCACCUGAGUCUGCUCUUGAUGACUUCACCUAUAGUGGAUCAAGACCAGAGUCUGAUGGUGGCACUCAAGAGGGCACAGAGUCAAGUGGAGCCCUUGACCUCACAGCAUCCAGCAACUUUACCCCCAAAGCCAUUAAAGAAGAACCUGGCAUGCCUUUCACUAACGGAGACUAUGUUCCAAGUAACAUGUCUUUCAUGAGGAUUCCAUCAAGUCUGGCCAGUUUGGAGAUGAAGAUCCCCUCAGAGAAUCAUUUGGGCCCUCAUGGUCUGUUCAGCUCUCACAUGCCUCAGGGAACAGCCAUGGCCUCUUCCAUCUCCUCCGCAGCUCGACGAUCAACCAAGCAGCACGUGUGUAACGCCUGUGGCAAGAACUUCUCGUCGGCCAGUGCCUUGCAGAUCCAUGAGCGCACUCAUACAGGGGAGAAGCCCUUUGCCUGCAACGUCUGUGGCAGGGCUUUCACCACCAAGGGGAAUCUUAAGGUUAGUCACUAA
Molecule: messenger RNA, 2790 nt
Organism: Paralichthys olivaceus (Japanese flounder)
Lineage: Eukaryota; Metazoa; Chordata; Actinopteri; Pleuronectiformes; Paralichthyidae
Source: RefSeq, a predicted model, not a curated record